AAUUUGUCAAGAGCCAAACACUAAUUGAUGUUUAAUGAGGAUCAAGUGGAUGUUGUGAUUUGUUUUUGUGGGUGAAGUGAGUGAUUUUCCGAUGUAGAAUGCCACGUAAACGUCGCUCGGCAGAAACAGAUUCUGAAGAUGAACACGACGAUUCGAGACGUCCUCAACGCAACGCUGCCAAUGAACGCGAGAGGGCUCGCAUGCGCGUACUUAGUAAAGCCUUUUGUCGUUUGAAAACCACUUUACCGUGGGUACCAGCAGACACAAAAUUGUCAAAAUUGGACACUUUGCGACUUGCUACUAGUUAUAUUGCUCAUCUUAGAGCUGUACUGAUGGACCAACCAGUCUCCGGUGAUAGUUUGCCAAAACACCCCCUCACUCUGACAUGGCCCUUUACCUUCCAGAGAUGCCCCGAUUCCACAACAGAUGUAGUCGACGAAAGGGAUCAGCACGUAUGGGCCCAUGAAGGCCCCAUCCAGUCUAUCAUCAGGGAAAAGGACAUAUCUUAUUUCUACUAAUUCUAAUUUAUUUUCUUUUCGUUUAGAAGGGGCAUGUGAGCCGGCAAAACACGGGCGGCAUAGCGGGUUAUAUUGGAAGGGUUUUGAUUUUUUUAAAGCUAGUUUGAAGUUAAGAAUAUUAUUUCAUUAACUUGUUAAUUAGAUUAAUUGAUUAUUUUUAAUCAAUGACAGUCUAAUAGAGUAAAUUUAAAAUCAUCGUUUACUUAUAAUUCUUCGUCUUCUUAUGAAUAGAGCUAUCCUAUAUACUAUUAUCGCUGUUAUUCAUACUUUUAAACUUAAAUCGAAAGCAAUUACGACGAACUACUAAGAGCGAAGGUUGCUGAUUUCGGUGUAGAGAGAUAUUACAAAAUCCUCGGGUUCUGGAUUCCAUGACAACUAGUCUGUUUCUUAAGUUACUAACAUAUUUCAUGGUAUUUUUUAUAAUACUGUUUUAAUAAUAGGUAGAGGUACUUUUAACGAUAGUACCUUUAAUCAGUCACUUUAUAUAUACAUAUAUAUAUAUAUAUAUAUAUAUAUAUAUAUAUAUAUAUAUAUAUAUAUCCGGUUUUUUAGGCGUUACGCCCGUCCGGUAGGGAUCUAUGGAGGAGUAUCACCAAGCCGCAAGCCCUUAUCUCUUGCCGUACUGCUCCACCAUAGGCUGAUCAGAUCCCAGCAUAUCCUAGUCUAAGCCGCAGAUUCAUCUAGAAUUUUAAACUACUGCGUUAGACUUUUUGUUUUCAGUACACCGAGCUGGGGCUCGAACCCACAUCCACUGAACCAUUCGACAGUGAAGCAAAUGAGAGGCAGCCGCACAGCCCGCUGAGCUAUCUGACCGACUAAUCAGUCACUUUACCUAAUAAAAAUUCCAGCUGUUCUGAGGAAAAGUCGUAGAGAACCACCUACCAGAUGAUACUACCUAUAUCUUUGUUUUGUUCACUGUAUAUUGCUAAUCAUAAACUAUAUAGCAUAGCUUUGAUAUAGCAUUUUUUUAAGUUUCUAUCGGAAUGUGAUCGAUGGCUCACACAACAGCCUAGUAGAUCUAUAGCAAUUUGUCAACUGGGUGAGAUUUCUGCAAUUAUCCAAAACUGCUUUGAUAUACAGAAAUAAUUAGUUCCAGCACCCUGCACUUUUACAAAAACUACCUCAUUUUUAGAAAAUGUUCCGCAAAUAAUUGAGUAGUCAUAGGAGAAACAAAAAGUAGCUUGACCAAGAAAAUUAACAAACUGGAAGCUGAAGCCAAGAUGUAGAAUACAAAUAAACGAAAAUGCAGCAAAAUAUAUGCAAGUAAACAAAAACUAAAAAAAUCAAAGGGGGUACCUGAAGAUUGGCAUAUUCAAAUUUGAAAAAAUAACGAUAUUCCACUACCUGUGAGUGACCAUGGAAGCGACUGUACAAUAAAAAAUUAUGGAAAGUCUUUUAAAGGGCAACAAAGCCUUCGAAAAAUACAUAAAAUUGCUAAAACAGAAAAAUAAGAACAACAUACAAAAAUAAAGAUAUAAGAAAUACUGAUACGGUCACUUGGAGAACAUUCAUAAACUACGUCGAAUAAAAUUUGGAUUUUUAAUUCCCUCUCCCCUCGUCGUAAAAAGUGUAGUUUACAGUCGAGACUCUUCUUCAUAUCGACGACGCAAUUGCCACUUACGACCCCGAUUUUUUUUUAAUUCGAUGUCAUUUCUGGAUUUUUUUAUAUUAACUAUAAAACUUUAUUUACGAGUGUAUCUGGUGAAGCUAAUGAAAAAUUACAUUUAUAGAGACAAUAGUGACAAAUUGAAAUACACCAAGUGACGUGGAAUGUUUCCUUAUGUCCCCCUCCCUCUUCCCCAUGACGUAGUUUAUGGAUAUUUCGUUAUCACAUAGCUUUGAAAACAACAAUGAUGAACAAAAAGAAAAAUAAAAGUUAAGAAGACUUAUAAGGAAAAUAAUAAGAACAAUUCUAGGACCUAAUAUUACCCGUGAUGAGAAAGAGGAUUAAAAAGAAAUAAAGAUAUAGAAAAAGAGUUAGGAAACAAUAAUAUGGUGAAAGUAAUUAAAUGACAGAAUAUGCUAAAGUGGAAGUGAAAAUCAAAUCUAUUGAACGGUGACGACGAUGAUGAUGGUAAAAAAAGAUAUUAAUAUAAUUUCUAUUAAAACUAAAGAGUGGGAAAACGAAUGGAGAAAACCAACACAGAGAUAAGGAGAUGUAAACCACCUCAGAAUAUGCUAAAGUGGAAGUGAAAAUCAAAUCUAUUGAACGGUGACGACGAUGAUAAUGAUUAAAAAAUAUAUUAAUAUAAUUUCUAUUAAAACUUAAUAAAUCAAAGAGUGCAUCAAUAAAUAAGACGUAAUUGAGAAGUGCGAACCCUUAGGAUGUUUUACUACACUUAUUAUUACAUUUGUAUGCGUGUAAAACUUGCUAAAUAUUGAUCUUCAUGAACGUUCCUUCAAAAAAGCAAUUUUGCUAAUAAAUAAGCAUUUUUUUCUACAUAUAAUUUAGGCGAGCAUCAAAACCCCAAAAACUACUGUAGUUUUCGAUAAACGUAUAACUCGUUGGCAACCAGACAAAUUUGGUACCAUAACGUUUGUAAUAAAAAUUUGCAAAAGUGUUUUAAAUAUAAUUUUUUGAUUGUCUUGGGAAAAUCUAAAAUAUCUAUCUAAUUAGCCUUCUUCGGUCCAUCUUUGGACAUAGGGCUCCCCGAUCCUUUUCCAUUCUUCUCUGUAUGUCGCUACAGUCAUCCACCUAGAGCCAACGUGCUUCUUGAUAUCAUCUGCCCAUCUCAUUUGGGGCCUUCCUCUGCUUCGUUUAUAUUCCCACGGUCUCCAACUUAUAAGAAUUUUGUUCCAUCGGUCUUCUUUUUGUCUUGUAUUGUAUCCGGCAAAUCUUCAUUUCAAUUUUGCAACUUCUUGUCUAACAUCCCUCACUUUUGUUUUCUCUCUUAUCCACUCGUUUCUCUUUUUAUCUAUUAGUCUUAUGUGCAACAUUUGUCUUUCCAUUGCUCUUUGGGUUUUUAUGAUUUUGUCCAUGUUUGCUUUUGUAAAUGUCCACGUUUGGGAACCAUAAGUAAGAACAGGGAGUACGCAUUGAUUGUAUACUUUGGUCUUAAGAUUCUGUGGAUAUCUUUUGUUUUUAAGAAUGUAGCUUAGUUUGCCAAAUGCCGCCCAUGCCAGUCUAACUCGUCUCUUUAUCUCUGCUGUUUGGUUCUCUUUGUUAAGUUUUAUAGUUUGACCAAGAUAUAUAUAUAUAUAUAUAUAUAAUAUAUAUAUAUAUAUAUAUAUAUAAUCCUGAACUUGUUCUAUUUCAUCUUGUCCGAUUCUCAUUGCGAUGUCUUCAUCUGUAUUUGUUAUGGUUUUGGUCUUGCUGUAAUUCAUAUUAAGGCCUAUCUUUCCAGCUUCUACGUCCAGUUCUUUCAUCAUUUCAAAUAAUGUUUCUUUUUUAUCAGUUAUCAAUACCAUAUCAUCAGCGUACCUUAGAUGGUUCAAGCGUUGUCCACAAAUUUGUAUACCUUUUUCUUCCCAUUCUAAUCUUUUAAAAAUAUCUUCAAAAGCCUGAUUGAAAAGUUUCGGUGAUAUUCUAUCACCCUGUCUCACGUAAAAUAUCUAUAUCAAUGUAUAUAUUGUAUAUAUUGUAUAUAUCACAUAGUAUAUCAAUAGAUAUAGUAUAUCAAUAUUUAUAUUGUUUAUAAUCAAAAUUAAGAGUUUGCAUAUCUAUAUCUUUUUUUUUUUCGCAAAUAUCUAGUUAUUUGUAUUAUAUAUUAAUGGCAGGACCCAUUUAUUUUUCUUCUUCUUGAUGUGCCUAUCCGUUACUAAUGUUGGCAAUCAUCAUGGCUAUCUUUAUCUUAAGCAGCGCGGAAAAGCUGUACAGAUAUACUGAACCAGAUUCUGAGGUUCUUUAGAUGUUUUUCUUUUUCCUGGACCCCGUUUUCCAAAUAUUUUUCCUUGCAGGAUGGCUUAAAGGAGAGCAUAUCUGGAUUCAUUUCGCAUUAUAUGUCCGAAGAACUGUAACUUUCGAGAUUAUUGGUCAGUACCUCUCGGUUCUUAUUCAUUCUUCUGAGGACCUCUUCAUUUGUGACCUCGUGGGCAUUCUCGGAUAUAGCCACAUUUCAAAGGCUUCCAGUUUUCUGCACAUAUCUUCGUUUAAGGUCCACGAUUCAACACAAACAUAAAAAAGGACAGAGAAGACGUAGCAUCGCAAUAUUCUUACUUUUGUAUCAAGAGAGGGAUUGUGACUCUUGAAGAAGGCCCCAUCCGGUUGAAGGUGGAUCUAGCUUUUCCGAUGCGGGCUCUACUCUCCUGGUUGUUGGUCCAUUCUUCAUUUAUUAUGGUGCCGAGGUAGUUGUAGCGCGUCACUCUUUCUACAGGGGAUUGGUUGACGCAGAGUUGACCUUCUGUUAUCAUUUUCUUGCUAAUUAUCAUAAGCUUUGUCUUCUUAACGUUUAUAUUGAGUCCAUAUUGUUAACUGUAAUACGUGAUUUUCUUGAUAAUAACUUGUAGUUCUUUUAAGUUGUCCGCAAAUACUAUGAUGUCAUCUGCAUAUCUGAUGUUGUUUAGCCGGUAACAAUUUAGUAGAAUACCUUUUUAGGUAUUAGAAUAUUCUUUCAGAGUACAGAAUGACGAUUAGAGGAGACCAAAUACAGCCUUGCCUCACUCCACACCAUGAUUUUCACAUAGUCAUUGUGUUCACCUUCAACUCUGAGAUUUGCUGUCUGAUUCCAGUAAAGAUUUCUGAUUAUUUUCAGAUCUUGGUUGCUAAUUCCAGUUUCUUUUAGUAUUUGCAUAUGAAAUUUUAUGAAAUAUUUAUUUAUGAAAUGUGUCAAAAUUAGAAAUCAAAAUGUCUAAACCGAGCCGCGAUAUCACAAAUUAUAUGCAAAAUAACAUUAAAAGUUUGAAUGUUCCUAUUGUGAAUAUCCAAUAACUGUUCAACAUGUAUUGAUUGAAUGUCCUCUUUAUUCAUACGAAAGAGCCAUCAACAACGUACCAGAAGAAGCAAAGAAACUUAAAGAUAUUUUAAACAGUAAUGUAUCUAAUACAAUCAAAUUCCUUAAGGACAUACGUUUACUACACAAAAUUUAAGUUAUAUUAUAUGUAUCUCUUUGUAAUUUGUAAUUUAUUAUGUGUAAUUUAAUACGCAAUUUGUAAUUAGUAAAUUUGUAUUUGUAAUAACAAUAACCUUUAAUGGUUGAUGCGGAAAUUCUAAAUAAAAAAAAAAACAUUAAAAGUAUAGAAUCAAAAUUUUUGCCGUCUUCUUUUUUAUUACGAACUUUUUGAUAUUAAAUUUGUCGGGUUGUCAACGAGAUAUAGGUAAUGGUCGUCUUUUUGUGGGUACGUCUCUCGCCUAAUUUCUUUUCCGAUUCCGCUCUCACAUAAAUAUCAUGGCAACGGGAUCUCAUUGUUAAUAGAUAUUAUUUAAAUUCAAUUCAACAUAAAAAUAAUCACAUAAUUAUUGAAUAUGAUUCAUUGACAGAAUUCUAGGUCAGCAGUCAGUACUAAAAAUAAUUAAUAAUAUCAAACCCUUUAAAAGCUCUAUGGUGGCGCCUAUGUUUCGCCGGAUUUAGUAUAUAGAACCAUUAUUUAUUAUUUUUGCUGAAUUUGUGGGAUGUUAGUAAUAAUUUGUAACUAUUUUAUUUAUUAUAUAGUUUUAGGAAAGUGAGAACUUGAGAUUAAAAGUGACAUUUUG
This is a messenger RNA of Diabrotica balteata, 6147 nucleotides long. The record is from the annotation of a GenBank genome assembly. NCBI's taxonomy places the organism in Eukaryota, Metazoa, Arthropoda, Insecta, Coleoptera, Chrysomelidae.